AUUCGGGGAGUGGGCGCGGCCUCGCCCCACCAAAAGAAAAGGGGUGGGUCCAGUUGAAACAGGCCUCGCCUAUGAGCUAGGCCCUCCUUUUCCGGCCGCACUCUGACGGAAUAGGCGGGACUUCUGGUGGCGGUCCUGAGGCCGGCACGGUGCAGGGGAAGCAGGCAUGGCGACACCGGAACCCUCUCUGUGGCUGCACAGCCCUCCUGGGGGGCCGCCCCCAAUCGCCUUACCCCCCGCGGGCCGCAGUCUCGUGCUGGGUCGGGGGCCGCUGACUAGAGUCACCGACCGGAAGUGCUCCCGCAACCAAGUGGAGCUCAUUGUGGAACCCGCGUCUCAGGUCGUGAUGGUGACGCAGCUGGGCGUGAACCCCACCACGGCUGGGGGCAGGACGCUGAGCCCCGGCUCCCGAGCUCCGCUGGCUGUCGGGGACACGCUGCUGCUGGUUAACGGCCGGUACCCGCUGACGCUGCUCCGCACCUCGGGGCCCCCGGAGGAGCAGGAGGGCCCUCCCGAGCCGCCUCCUAAGCGGCCCCGCGGCCCCCGAGGCUGGCAGGAGCUCGGGGCCCUGCUGCUGUUCACGGCCCCGGGAGUCCAGGCCCGAGAGAAGGUGGCCUGCUUCGACCUGGAUGGGACCCUCAUCACCACCCGCUCGGGGAAGGUCUUCCCCACCGGCCCCGAGGACUGGAGGAUCCUGUUCCCGGGGAUCCCGAAGCGGCUCCAGGAGCUCGAGGCCGACGGUUACAAGCUCGUCAUUUUCACUAACCAGCUGGGCAUUGGGCGAGGCCGGCUGAGGCCCCAGGACUUCCAGGCCAAGGUGGAAGCCGUGCUCGAUGCUCUGGGGGCCAGUUUCCAGGUGCUGGUGGCCACGAGCUCAGGCAUUUAUCGGAAGCCAGUGACAGGCAUGUGGGAUCACUUGUGUGAGCAGGCCAACGAGGGAGUCCCCAUUUCUCUGGCUGACAGCGUCUAUGUGGGAGAUGCUGCAGGGCGUCCAGCCAACUGGGCUCCUGACCGGAAGAAGAAGGACUUCUCCUGUGGGGACAGGCUGUUCGCCUUGAACCUUGGGCUUCGAUUCUCAACUCCUGAAGAGUUUUUCUUGAAUUGGUCCCCAGCCCCCUUCACACUCCCAGACUUUGACCCGAGAACUCUGAGCUCCACGGGGCCCCUGUGCCUGCCCCCUGAUGGGCCUCUUGUGGGUGCUGGCCCUGAGAUGGUUGUUGCUGUUGGCUUCCCUGCGGCUGGGAAAUCAACUUUUCUCCAGGAACACCUGGUGUCAGCAGGCUACGUCUAUGCAAACCGCGAUACCCUGGGCUCUUGGCAGAAAUGUGUGGCUGUGUGCACUGAGGCCCUGAAGGCCGGGGGCCAAGCUGUGGUGGACAACACCAACCCUGACCCCGCAAGCCGGGCCAGGUACAUCUCAUGCGCCAAGGAUGCAGGAGUCCCCUGCAGAUGUUUCCAUUUCACAGCUUCACUGGAUCUGGCCCGCCACAACAACCGGUUCCGAGAGAUGAUUGGCUCCCUGCACCCUCCAGUGUCAGACAUGGUCAUGUUCAGCUACAGGAAGCAGUUUGUUGCCCCCUCUCUAACCGAGGGCUUCUCACAGAUCCUGGAGAUCCCAUUUCGCCCACAUUUCAAAGAUGCCCGGCAUGCAGCCCUUUACCGUCAGUUCUCAGAGGGUUGAGUCCCCCCUACAUCCCCAAUAAAAGUUAUUUUCAUGGCA
Trichosurus vulpecula (common brushtail) is the source of this 1720-nucleotide messenger RNA. It is a transcript of the gene PNKP, whose product is annotated as polynucleotide kinase 3'-phosphatase. NCBI's taxonomy places the organism in Eukaryota, Metazoa, Chordata, Mammalia, Diprotodontia, Phalangeridae. Gene Ontology annotation, cellular component: nucleus. Gene Ontology annotation, molecular function: protein binding; polynucleotide 3'-phosphatase activity; double-stranded DNA binding. Gene Ontology annotation, biological process: DNA repair. The record is from RefSeq and is a predicted model, not a curated record. The transcript has 16 exons. Bases 167 to 1681 code for a protein of 504 amino acids.